AUGGAGAACUACCAGAAGCUGGAGAAGAUUGGUGAAGGCACCUACGGUGUCGUCUACAAGGCUCGCGACCUUGCCAACGGCGGUCGCAUUGUCGCACUGAAGAAGAUUCGCCUCGAGGCCGAGGAUGAGGGUGUCCCGAGUACAGCUAUCCGUGAGAUCUCCCUGCUCAAGGAAAUGCGCGACCCCAAUGUUGUCAAGCUGUUCAACAUCGUCCACGCCGACGGCCACAAGCUGUACCUCGUCAUGGAGUUCCUCGAUCUUGACCUGAAGAAGUACAUGGAGGCACUUCCCGUCGCCGAUGGUGGACGAGGCAAGGCCUUGCCUGAGGGUUCCGGCCCCGAGCUCGGUCGCCUGGGUCUUGGUGAUUCCAUGGUCAAGAAGUUCAUGAGCCAACUCUGCGAUGGAGUCAAAUACUGCCACUCCCACCGAGUCCUGCAUCGCGACCUCAAGCCCCAGAACCUGCUCAUCGACCGAGACGGUAACCUGAAGCUUGCGGACUUUGGCUUGGCGCGCGCGUUUGGUGUUCCCCUCCGGACCUACACGCACGAGGUUGUGACCUUGUGGUACCGUGCGCCCGAGAUUCUGCUCGGUGGUCGCACAUACUCAACCGGUGUGGAUAUGUGGUCGGUGGGAUGCAUCUUUGCCGAGAUGUGCACGCGAAAGCCCUUGUUCCCCGGUGACUCGGAGAUCGACCAGAUCUUCAAGACAUUCCGGCUGCUAGGAACACCGGAUGACGAGGUCUGGGAGGGUGUCACAUCCUUCCCCGAUUACAAGAAGUCCUUCCCGAAGUGGGUGCGCGAUCCGACGAAACCCUUGUGCUCCAACCUCGACGAGGAGGGCCUGGACCUCUUGGAGAAAACCCUGAACUAUGAUCCUGCUCACCGGAUUUCUGCGAAGGAGGCCUGCACACACCCAUACUUGAAACCACGAGAGUAG
Molecule: messenger RNA, 936 nt
Organism: Anthostomella pinea
Lineage: Eukaryota; Fungi; Ascomycota; Sordariomycetes; Xylariales; Xylariaceae
Source: the annotation of a GenBank genome assembly